AGCAACCGUGGCGCGAACACGAUGAGGAUCCAUGCACGUGCACUGCUGUUGAUAAGCCUUGCCGUGCUAAUAUGCGCGGCCAGCGGUGAAAGCGGAAAGCACAAGAAGAAAAAUCGACGACACGAGGACGACCGAUCAGAACAGGUUUACUAUGUUGAUCAAAUAGCAUCUGCUUCUGCGAUUUCACCCUGGACAUCGAAUCGCAUCAUCGCCAAAACUACUGAAAAUGGUAAGGAGUCCCAGUACGUGAUCAAUAUCUCGCCGGACGACGAAGUGAUCAUCCACGAUGACAGUGCAACCGAUCGCGUAUCGGACCGUGGCCCAACGGACGAACAAACGCCCCAGGACUUUGUCCACGAGGCGUUGCGUCUUCGCAAGCAGUACAUGCAGAGCGGACCGAAGGGUACGACCCCGAUGCCAGCGAGCUCGUUCGUCGAGUUCACCACGGUCAAGUACGAUCACUUCGGACCGAGCAAGGCACCGGAGCGGGAAGCACCAGAACCGCACGUCAUCUACCACCAUCAUAGCAAACCUGUUCCGACGAAACCAUCGUCCACGGUGGCUCCACCAUCGAUGCCACCAGCAGUGCCCACCUAUCGCCCGAAGCACAUCAAGCCGAAAACCACCAAACCAAUGAUGGUGCACACCGUGACCCCGUACGUGGCUGUGGAUCACGAGCAGCCGGAGCCGAUGCCGACGAUGGGUUAUCGGCCGAAGGAAAUGAAGAUGCCACCGAAGCAGGAGACUCUCUCGAAGACCGCUCAUUUGCCGACGGCUGCAAAGAUUGCUCCCAUCAAGCAGCAGGACACGGCCGCUUCGAAUGUGUUUGUGCAGGCUGUACGACCGGAUGAGCCGUCGUUUGGAAGCAGUUACGCGACGCACCACGAAUCCGGUAGUAGUUAUCAGGAGUUCCACAAGUUCACACCGAACGCUCCCGACUCCCAGAGCAGCAGCUCCAUCCUGACCGUGCACAAGGUGAGACCGGCACCCGAGUCCUAUCGCGCCAAGCAUCCGAAGCAUCCACGGGAAGAAGAGCGCCGGGAGUAUCUUGGAAAGAAUCCCAAACCGAAGCAACCUCCAGUACCGGUAGAGUUGGGACGAUACCGUCCAACGAAAGGCUUCGAGGUGGAAGAAGACCACACGCCCAAGUAUCACCAGGAGAAGAAGCAUUUCGUUUCCGAGGUGCCAAACCCACACGUGAAGUACGAGAAGGAGGUGGAGGAGAACUUCCUGAAGCAACAGCAACAGCAGCAGCAACAGCAGCAGCAGCAUCAACAGCAGCAGCAUCAAUACCAUCAGCAGCUUGAGCAGGAACAUCAACACCAUCACCAUCAGUAUCACCAUCAAGGAUACGAGACUCCACGUCCAGCGAAGAAAGAAAAACCUACCGAGGAACCCCAAUACUAUCCGCCGAAGAACUACCGACCCAUUGAGACGAUCACGCAAGUACAGAUGGAACCGGAGCCCGUUCCUUCCGACGAACCGUACCACUACAAGCCCAUCAAGUCACACCAUGUCGACACGUUCAAACCGUCGGCCGUGAACUAUGAGCGUGAGCCGACCCCACCCGUACAGCUGAAGGAGACGUACAUCUAUCAUCCGCCCAAGUCACACCACGUGGAUCCGCCGAAGAAGCAGCCGGAAACGAGUUCCGUAUCGUACCACGGCUCCAAGCACUACGAACCCUCGGACAAGCAUUUGGCGGAGGUGUCACCGGACUUUUUGAAGUUGGCCACGGCACGACCAUCCAAGCACAAGUAUGCCGACCUGCCGAAACCAUCGCCAGCGCCCAGCUACUCGAAGGUGACCAGCUAUCCUACACUGCAGUCCACUAGCUCUCAGCGCGAGAAACCUUCGUACGAUCCCUACAAGUACCGUCCAAGUCCUACGCCGGAAGUGUCCAGCGCUGGGCAUGGAUUCCAGAAGAUUUCCUCCUCACCAGCCAGCUUCCCGAAGUACAUUCCGGCCAAGAUGCCGGGUGAGGUACAGUCCGAGUCCGGCACGCCGUACAGCUUCAAGCAGGGACACGCCACCGCUUCCGAAUCUUUCUCCAGCUAUGUCCCCUCGUCUACUCCCGAAUCGUUCAGUUCGGGUGUUUCACAAGACUACCCAAAGAUGUUCUCCGCCUCCCCUACUCCGUACACCAAGUACAGUGGAGGAAGUCCGUCGCCAGUGCCUGCAUCGGACACGCUGUACGAGUUCCCGCACAUGAAGGAAACGCCCAAAUCGUUCUCCAAGUUCCAGGAACCGAAGGCUUACUCUACCAUUCACCCGUCGGAGCAACCGUUCAAAACGCUCAGCACCACGAUCUUCAUGAAGCCGUCCACAUCGGAAGCGAACUUUGCAGCUGCUCCGGGCAAACCGAUUCAAAACCUGACCACCUCCAUUGGGCUGAAGGCAUCGCCGAGUGACGCUACCAAGACGGAGUACUACACCGAUCCGGAGGUAACGACGUACUACGUGCUUUCGAACGGAACCGAGAUCAAGCUUGGUGACGAUCCGUCCAAGAUUCCGCAGGAGUUCCGCAUCACGACGGACGAUGGGUCGUUCCUGAGCAGCAACUACUCCACCAAGCUGGCAGAAGACUUUGCGAUGAAGUACAACUGGGACAGCCUGCACGCGGUGGCGGACGGUGAGUUCUAUCUGGGGUCGGCAUCCGACGCGACACUGAAGGCGCUGAUGAAGGAGACUGCAAAGCCAGCGACCAAAUUCCACGAACCGAUCGAGUACGUUGUGCGGGACAAGAAAAAGAUGAAGCCACUCGUGUUUCCCAAGGUACCGCACAAACCGAUCAAAACGGUCACGAUCUACAAGUCGACGCAUCGAUCAUCGGACGAUAUGGAGGGUGGAUUCGAGCCCAUGGUUGGCGUACAGCCACAGAUGGACAAGAAAAGCGAGCUACCCGGAGGAGACGAUGAGUUCUACUACACGAACGAGGCGAUCGACCAGGAGGAGGACCCAACGAAGGCAUCGAAGAAGAACGCCGUAUUUAUGCCGGGCCAGGGAAUGGGUGGACGUAUGCCAGGACCGGGUAUGAUGCUGAAGUUCGCUCCGGGUCCUAUGCCCGUACGUGAGCAACCUGCAGCGCCGGCUCAGGAUAUGGACAUGAGUGCCGAACCGUCCAAGAAACAUCAGUACUUUGUGCUGUACCACAUUGAGGAUAAGGAGAAGAAACCAACGAGACCACACGUUCCUCAACCACCACCGACGCCGGCCGUUCCGAAGCAAGAGAUCCAUUACCACUACAGCGAGAAGGAAUCGGAGGAGCCCGAGGUAACGCACGAGCACUACAACUAUCACCACGAGGAGACGAUCGAGGAGUCGGACGAUGACAUUCAGCACCAUUACGUGAAUCCGAACUAUGGCAAGUUUAACUACCGGCCCAACAUUGCCCACCCUUCGUAUCAGAGACCGCUGCGCGAUAGUAUGGCCGCCGGCAGUGAAACCACGCUGAAGGUUGUCGAUCCGGAUGCGAAACACUCGCGACCACUGGAGAUCACCAAGCAGGAGUACAUGCGUCACGUCCAGAACGCCGUGCUGCGGUAUAUGCGCCAGCUGCAGGAGGAAGGUCGUCUGCCGCAGAUCGCCUCUCGCGAUUCCGACGACACACAGAAAGCGUUCGAGGAGAUCGAUCUGGCCGCACUGCUGAACGGAGGUCCGAAGCAAAAGUUCCAGCUGAAUGGAGCGGUUCGCGCUAACGUACCUUCCAACCCGAGCCACUACAAACCGAUGAAGUCGGUGCCGAGCUCCUCGACGUACAAACCGACGGCAUCGCCGCAGAAUGUAAAGUUGGGCAAGAACACGUACACGGCCGGUAAGCCGUUGAAGGUGGCGAUCGAGAGCUUGCAGGACACGCUCAGCAGCAACGUGGACCUGACGGUGAAGGGCAACAAGCAACCGGUAAAGCCAGAUCUCUCCGCGAUCGAUGUUGGCCAAUCGUAUCUACACGGGUCCACGCUGGAUCAUGGUUCCUCCUCUCCGAAGGGUGGCCAUGGCUAUGACGGUUCCGCUGGUGGAGCAUCUCCCAAAACGAAGCUGCAUUUCAACCAACAAUCUCACCACGACAUUAACUCGAUGCUGAACGCCAAGGAGGGAGGCUUGCAGGGUUUGAGGACGAAUCUGAAGGGCUCGUACCUGGAUCACUCGUCCAACAACUAUGGCUCGAUUAAGGCUGGUUCGGCGAAUGUGGGGGCUUCGAUAAGCUUCGGCAAUGGAGGUAUGGGCCAUGGCAAGGGCAUUCAUGGCGGUGAGGAUGAUAACAAGAUUGCACCGGAAGCGCUGGAUGCACCGAUCCAGAUCAUCAACGGGAUCCCGAUUACGAAUCCCUACAACAUAGAUAUAAACACGCUGAGAUAUAUGUUGGGAGGUCUCGCCCAGGCACAAGCCGAAUCGCAGCAGCAGCAGCAGCAGCAACAUACGCACAAGGAACCGACUCUGAAGCUCAAAGGUUCCAACUGGAUGUCACUCCCCACGAUGGCUAGUCCUACGCAGGUGUUUUCCUCGCACAUUCCCACCUACCAGCAUCCACCGUCGGAGGUGAACAACUACAAAUACAACGCCAACUUCGACGCGAGCAACUUCAAGAUCAAGUUCCCGAAGAACAUGAAGGUGAAGGGUACGUCCACAAACGUUGGAGAUGCGGCGGCUAGUGGGUCGAUGAACUAUGCGGCUUGGGCCGAAUCGCCCAGAUCACCGAACCAGUUGAACGUGAACCAUUUCAACCAUGGCAAUGGGAAUAACAAUCUGAACAAUCUGAAUAACCACGGGAAUGGCAAUCAGAACCAGAACGUUGUGAUGGGCAACAGUCGUCCGAUGGCCGUCCAGAACCACCAUCAUCAUCAGCAGGUACAGCAACAGUUCCAACAGCAGCUACAGCAGCAACAGCAGCAGCAGCACCAGCAGCAACACUUUGUCCAACAGCAUCAACAGCAUCAACAUCAACAGCAGCAACAACAACAGUUUAUGCGUCCGAAUCGAGAAUUCAAUCCGGAGCUAUAUCUCAACCCCAACGGGCAACUAUUCCAGGGCCUCUUGAAGCAGAAUCCCAUCAUGAGCAAAAAGGCGGCUACCAGCGAUUGGAAGCCGACCACAGUCAAGCCAACGAUGGGACCUUCGAAGGCGGUCAAGAUCGACACAAACCUGCGACCACCGCCACCGGUUGUCAAGGGUUGAAGAUCACCCCGACACCAACCCUGUCCCUUGGGAAUAUCCCACGAAGGAAAGGAAGAUGGUAAGUAGCCCGCCUUCCUGAACCAAUCCUCUAGUGGUGUAGCUGAGUCAGUGACGCUGAGUGUUAGUCGUGCAAUGAAAGUAUUUAAACAGACAUAGAUUCGACGAGCAAGGUUCGACACAUAUCUCAUCUGAAAAAGAAUCCCUCUUUUUGCUAAAGAUGCUUUCUGUGGUGCACGUCCCAUUUUUUUAUCCUGCUGAUAAUUUCUUCUUUUACGUAGAAUAGUGAAUUAAUUUAUUGCAGUAUCGUAAGUUAUACUCUGUAACUCAUGUACUAGUUGUUAGGCAGUAGAUAAAUAAAAACAGAACUACCA
This is a messenger RNA of Anopheles stephensi (Asian malaria mosquito), 5543 nucleotides long. RefSeq lists its product as uncharacterized. Lineage: Eukaryota; Metazoa; Arthropoda; Insecta; Diptera; Culicidae. The coding region runs from base 22 to 5172 and encodes 1716 amino acids. The record is from RefSeq and is a predicted model, not a curated record. The transcript has 4 exons.